AUGGCCGCCCGAGAGGAGCACAUCAUUGCGCACACUGGCCAGGCACCAUCGCACGCCGCUACUUACUUUGUCGAGAGGCUCGUGAAGCGGCCCGAGAUCAUGAUGCUUCUUUCUUUUGGGUGUAAUUACCAUCUGUGGGUUAUGAUUCUCUAUCUCUCAUCAAGGAACACUGUUCCUGCCACGUCUUGGACUGGAGCCGGGCCCGCAGGCGACAAAACCCUCAAGAUCAGCGAAGCUGCGGGUCACGGGAGGAACUUUCGUCCCGAAAGUCUACUUACUCCUGCGGUCUCACACGACAUGCAGCAAGAGCCGGGGAAACUCCCCGAUAGUCCACUAAGAAAGCCGAGAAUCAUGCCGGUCCCGAGAAGCCGGGAGUGGGCCUGCGGCCAGGUCGCCUGCCUCCCCAUGAAGCGAGAUCAAUGCCUCAUUGGCGCUUCAUACGAGAAACACACGAGAAGAAUUUAAGAUGCUGAGCAAGCCGCUCGCUAAGUAGUCCGACUCUGAUGCGGCGAGAAGGGGCCUUGAGGAAGAGAAUCUGGAAAGCGAUCCUCGUUGGAUGGAAGGGCGGUCCAGCUGCCGGAGACUCCAGCGAGUCCUGGUC
Colletotrichum godetiae is the source of this 601-nucleotide messenger RNA. RefSeq lists its product as uncharacterized. The transcript has a single exon. Bases 1 to 465 code for a protein of 154 amino acids. Lineage: Eukaryota; Fungi; Ascomycota; Sordariomycetes; Glomerellales; Glomerellaceae. The record is from RefSeq and is a predicted model, not a curated record.